This is a messenger RNA of Pectinophora gossypiella (pink bollworm), 1170 nucleotides long. RefSeq names its product odorant receptor 4-like. Gene Ontology annotation, molecular function: odorant binding; olfactory receptor activity. Gene Ontology annotation, cellular component: plasma membrane. The record is from RefSeq and is a predicted model, not a curated record. The coding region runs from base 1 to 1170 and encodes 389 amino acids. Gene Ontology annotation, biological process: sensory perception of smell; detection of chemical stimulus involved in sensory perception of smell. NCBI's taxonomy places the organism in Eukaryota, Metazoa, Arthropoda, Insecta, Lepidoptera, Gelechiidae. The transcript has 9 exons.
AUGUGGUCCCCGGCGGGAGCGUGCGUGGCGCCGCACCUGCGUUGCCUGCGCUGGGUGGGGUUCUGCCGCCUGUCCCCCGGCACGCCUCGCUACCAGCAGGCCGCGCACUACCUCUACCGUCUCUUCGCCCUCGCCUCCUGCUCCGUCUACCUGGCACAGGAGUGCGUCUAUGCAUAUCAGGAACGCGCGGAUAUGGAGAAGCUGUCGCGCGUGAUGUUCCUGCUGCUGUGUCACGUGACGUCUCUCGCUAAGCAGCUGGUGUUCCACACGGAUGCGCACCGUAUCGACACACUGGUCGCCGAGUUCGAUGCGGCGGUGUUCAACGCGGCGGAGGCGGCGGCGGCGCUGGCGCGCACGGCUCGCGCGGCGCGGUGGCUGCAGCGGCUGUACUCGGGCACUGCCGUGGUCACGUGCACGCUGUGGCUCGUGUUCCCGGUGGCGCGCUACGCCCGCGGGCUGCCCGUCGACUUCCCUUUCUGGCUGCCAGCGCCGCCGGACCACGUCGCCGCGUUCUGUGCGGUUCUGGUGUACUCGUACUACGUGACGACUCUGGUGGGCAUCGCCAACACCACCAUGGACGCCUUUGUCGGCACCGUGCUCUACCAGUGCACCACGCAGCUCACUGUACUGCAGAAAAAUCUGGAGACUCUCUCCGACAGAACUGACGAAGUCCGGCAACAGACCGGCGAGGACUUUGAAUCUGUUUUUCUAAAACUGUUUUACGAAUGUCUCUCUCAUUAUAAUAAAAUAUGCGAGAUAGCGAGUUUACUGCAGGAUAUUUUUGGUACAGCGAUCCUGUUCCAGUUCGCGAUCGGCGGGUGGAUCCUGUGCAUGGCGGCGUACAAGCUGGUCAGCCUCAACGUCCUGAGCGUGGAGUUCGUCUCCAUGAACCUGUUCGUGGUGUGCAUCCUCACCGAGCUGUUCCUCUACUGCUACUACGGCAACGAGCUCACCUACGAGAGCCAGCGGCUGCAGGCGGCGCUGUACGCGUGCGGCUGGGAGCGCAGCGCGGGCGGGCGGCGGGCGCGGCGCGGGCUGCUGCUGGCCCGCGAGCGCGCGCAGCGCCCGCUGCGGGCCGCCGCCUGGAUCGUGCCGCUCUCGCUCGACACCUUCCUCAAGAUCAUAAAGUCGUCGUAUACCUUCUACGCUGUGCUGCGACAGACCAAGUGA